This is a messenger RNA of Coffea eugenioides, 633 nucleotides long. RefSeq lists its product as uncharacterized. NCBI's taxonomy places the organism in Eukaryota, Viridiplantae, Streptophyta, Magnoliopsida, Gentianales, Rubiaceae. The record is from RefSeq and is a predicted model, not a curated record. Bases 1 to 633 code for a protein of 210 amino acids. The transcript has 6 exons.
AUGUCUGCUCCACCCCUUGUGCCUCUUGCACGCAUCUCGGCCGAGAACUCUUGCAGAGGGGAGGUUUCUGAAACUUCUGCUGCAUCUUCUCAUGAGAGUGAAGGUGGCACUCUAGAUAGCAGUAAUGAUCGAAGUUCAUUUGUAGAAGGAGCUGGCCCAUGCUUCUCAGCUGAGAAUCAAAGUAUUUACACGGACAAAACAGAUGAAACAGGGCAGUUUCGCUGUAGCUCCGUGGAUCAGACAGGGUCAUCAUCUUCAGUCAUAACAGUCAGGGCUGAAAAGGUGCAACACAAACAAGAUGUAGCUGAUAGCCAAAAAACUGUUAAGCUUAUAUUUGCACAAGAUGGUGCUACUGGAUUCGUGAAUUGCUCAAGUUAUAAUGGAGGCAUAACCUCAAUUGAUCAAUCAAAUGCAGAGAAACCUACUCAGCCUUCAGAGUUUGUGAGGUGUGAUGGUGAAUCAGCUUCCCUGUAUGACGUAAAGGUCUGUGACAUCUGCGGAGAUGCUGGACAGGAGGAAUUUCUUGCUGUUUGUAGCAAGUGCAAUGUUGGUGCAGAGCAUGUUUACUGCAUGUGCCCAAUGUUGGAGACAGUUCCUUACAGCAAUUGGAUGUGUGAAGAUACGAAUCUUUAA